GCAAGGUACAGAUCUGGGGUGCGCUCUGUGACGUGCCAGGCAGGGUACAGACCUGGGGUGCGCUAUUUGACGUGCCAGGCAGGGUACGGAUCUGGGGUGCGCUCUGUGAUGUGCCAGGCAGGGUACAGAUCUGGGGUGGGCUCUGUGAUGUGGUCAGGGGGAAAGAUCUGGGGUGCGCUCUGUGAUGUGCCAGGCAGGGUACAGAUCUGGGGUGGGCUCUGUGAUGUGCCAGGCAGGGUACAGAUCUGGGGUGGCUCUGUGAUGUGCCAGUCAGGGGAAACAUCUGGGGUGCGCUCUGUGAUGUGCCAGGCAGGGUACAGAUGGGGGGCGCUCUGUGAGGUGCCAGGAAGGGCACAGUGUACGGAUACACAGGCG
This is a messenger RNA of Staurois parvus, 375 nucleotides long. The record is from the annotation of a GenBank genome assembly. NCBI's taxonomy places the organism in Eukaryota, Metazoa, Chordata, Amphibia, Anura, Ranidae.